CUUGCACGGCUCGCGUGCAGAACAAAGAAGCCCAGACUCGAACCGUUCUCGCUCCUCUGCUCCCUCCUCGAACCCUCGCCGCUGCCAGUCGCGCCGCCAGACCCGCUGCCCCCGUCGCCGGCCGAAUCCCCUCCUGCGCGUACAGAUCCGGCCACCCCGGCCUCUUUCCCGCCGGAUCCCCUGCUCAGCGGCGCUCGUCCCGGCACCAGGUUGGAGCAGCGAGCCCUUGACAAUGGCGAACUCAGCAGGUCGCCAUUGACGCCGGAGCCAGGAGCAGCAGCCCGGAGGCCGAGCCCCCUCGCCCAAACCACAAGAUAAGUGUCAAGCAUGAAUGCUGAAUGGAGUGUUGAAAACACUCGGAUUGUGUGCGAGUUGUUCGCCGAGCAAGUGGACGCUGGAAAUAGGCCAGGCAAUUAUUUGACCCCAAAUGCAUUUGAUGAGGUGACAAGACAAUUUAAGAUGAGAACCGGGCUUGACUACACACAUACCCAAUUGAAAAACAAAUGGGACAAGCUUAAAGUUGAUUUCACCUUGUUUAAGAAACUCAAGUUUUGGGAGACCGGAGCCGGAUGGGACUAUGUGAACAACACCGUGUCACAAGAUGAUGAGUGGUGGAAGAAGGCUAAAAUUGAUAUUAAAGGUUGUGGUAAGUUCAAGAAGAAAGGACUUGCUAAUGAAGAAAAGUUGCGGGUUAUUUUUGGAGAUAUCACAACUGAUGGUACAGACCAUUGGAAUCCCUCUUCUGGCAUACCUCCCCCUCUAGUGCGGCAGUGAAAGAAUCCAUCAAUGUUGACGAGAUCGAGGACCUUGAUCUGGAUGAUAUGGAAGAACAAGCAUCUCAGGCAACACCUACUUCAUCUAAAGUGAGGCUUGGAAUCAUCAUUCCAGAAAAGAACAAGAAACCCUAUAAGAAAUCAUGUUCAUGACUUUCUAUGCGUGACCAUAUUGAUUUGCAAACUUAUUGGCAAAUGAAGCUUUUGUGGCAUCAACAAGUUUUUCUGCUAAAUUAUGACCUAUGUUAGCUCUGAAAAUUUGGGAUCUUUCGAAUAUUACAUGAUUGCUGUAUA
Molecule: messenger RNA, 1067 nt
Organism: Aegilops tauschii subsp. strangulata
Lineage: Eukaryota; Viridiplantae; Streptophyta; Magnoliopsida; Poales; Poaceae
Source: RefSeq, a predicted model, not a curated record